This is a messenger RNA of Acaulospora morrowiae, 1403 nucleotides long. The record is from the annotation of a GenBank genome assembly. Lineage: Eukaryota; Fungi; Glomeromycota; Glomeromycetes; Diversisporales; Acaulosporaceae.
AAAGACUUCCCAUUCCUCUCCGUGUACUUUAAACACGAAAGAAAAUUACCAAGGAUUAAACACCUAUGGCCAAUUGUUAAAUUUGUUCAGUUCUUGUCCUCACGGCUCUCAUAUCGGUUAAGUAGAAAAGAAGCACAGACUCAGUCGUUCCGCGAAUUCUUUGAUAAAUUAUCAAACGAUGAUUCGGUAAAUACAAUGAUCGAUGCUUUCAAAAAAUUUGAAGAGGCGUGGAAUGCUGUAAUUGAAGGUGUGGACAGAUAUCAAUGCCACGAUUUGAAAGAAAAACCAAAAAUGAGCAUGGACCGUCGACUUAUCAUGGGAUUGGUAGAGCCAAAAGAUGAUGGGGUUUAUCUUUGCGCAAUUAUCGAACAUUUGGUUUCCUUGCAGAACGAAUUUUUACAAGAAGUUAUGUUAAUUCCUCCUGGAACAUGUAGAUCUCUCAAGUUUUUAGAAGAGUCCUUAAAAAGCGAAUCCGGAAAUACCCCUGCCCGUUAUUAUGUUCAAUCGAUGACUGCCGAACAAGCAAGAAAAGAUAACAUCAUAUCUUAUGUGUGGGAUGACGAUUAUGACGGAAUCCUCGAGUUUAGUGAAAGAAAUUUAGGGGUUGGACGCGGUCAAGAUAUCAUAUAUGAUUUACAAAAGAUUGAAAUCGAGCUUUCUAGGUGUUUGGUCUCCGAAAAAGUUCAUAUAGAAGCAUUAAAUGAGUCUUCAUACAUGGAAUGCUUUCCAUAUCACAUGGAACUAUUCCAAUCUUCCAUGAGAAUCUUAGGUGACAUAAGAAACUUAAUACCACAAGAACCAAUUCCUACUGAGAGGGCUUUGAUGAUCAAAGGAUCUUCAGCAAGUCCAUAUGAAUUUAUGACAAAUCAAAUGGAUACUUCGUUAGACAACCCAUCUGACAUACUUUCAGCCUUAGAAAUUCUUCUGUGCUUUAUAAAACGUACUCCUGGUGGAGGCGGAGAAAUAGAAAUCAAAGAAUAUAUUUCCAAAUGGGCAUCCCUUUCAGAAAUUUCAGAAAAUGACAGAUUCAAGAACAUAUUGAAUGCAGAUCUAAAACUUAAACAUUUAGUUGGAUUAUAUGAACUAAUUGAAGAACAAGUAGCAAAUACAUCUGUGAGAUAUAUUCAUGACAAGUACAAAGCCAAGCUAUCACGGGAAAUGGAAAAUGAAUUGAUGGAUAAUGUUGAUUAUGCAGUACCUGCUCCGCAAGAUCUUCUUCCAGCUGAAGCCUGCGCUUUGGUAUUAAAAAGAUUCAUGUACCGAUAUUUACAGGGAGAAAAUCAAAAAGAAAAUGAGCCUCUAUACCUUUAUGUUUGUGAUGAAUCCUUACAUUUCUGGCCUUCAUCGGUUCCUCAAGAGUUAAUCGAUAGACUAUUUCCUGAAGAAAUACUUGUGGCGAAUAC